Messenger RNA from Hyla sarda, 1353 nucleotides. RefSeq names its product lin-7 homolog A, crumbs cell polarity complex component (gene LIN7A). Lineage: Eukaryota; Metazoa; Chordata; Amphibia; Anura; Hylidae. Gene Ontology annotation, molecular function: L27 domain binding. The transcript has 5 exons. Gene Ontology annotation, cellular component: MPP7-DLG1-LIN7 complex; cell-cell junction; synapse. Gene Ontology annotation, biological process: protein localization to basolateral plasma membrane; neurotransmitter secretion; maintenance of epithelial cell apical/basal polarity. The record is from RefSeq and is a predicted model, not a curated record. Bases 77 to 565 code for a protein of 162 amino acids.
CUGCCCCCUGACAGCUUGAUUUUUAGCCACUCCAGCCUUCUCCUGAGUGAUCAUCAAAGCUCCGGUUUACCAAUACAUGCAUGAAACAAUUCCUAUCAAUGGCUGCCCAGAGUUUCGUGCUCGUGCCACCGCAAAGGCAACAGUUGCUGCAUUUGCUGCUAGUGAAGGCCAUUCUCACCCACGUGUUGUGGAGCUGCCAAAAACUGACGAGGGCCUUGGCUUUAAUGUCAUGGGAGGAAAAGAGCAGAAUUCGCCAAUUUACAUUAGUCGCAUAAUUCCAGGUGGAGUGGCAGAACGACAAGGAGGACUGAAAAGAGGAGACCAGCUGCUUUCAGUAAAUGGAGUGAGUGUGGAAGGGGAACAUCAUGAGAAGGCAGUUGAAUUGUUGAAAGCAGCAAAAGACAGUGUUAAGCUUGUGGUGCGAUAUACACCAAAGGUGUUGGAUGAAAUGGAGGCUCGCUUUGAGAAGCUGAGGACCGCAAGACGCAGGCAACAACAACAGCUACUAAUUCAACAGCAGCAGCAGCAACAGCAACAGCAGGCACAGCAAAAUCACAUGUCGUAGGUUUUUCACCAGAAAGAAACACGGAUAAAUCAGUGGCAAUGAAACAAUUCCUCCAGGAGUCCAUUUUCCGAAAGGAUCAGAAGUGAAUGUGUUCUCAUUAUCCAGCAUAGAGUUGGGUCAAUAUUCCCUUGGCUAAGCUAUUUAAAAGCUUUUACUAUACAGGUGAUGUGUUCGAUAGUUAGGAGAACCUCUUUGUUUUGGACUUCCCCUCCGAUAUUUAUUGUAAUUAUAUAAUUUAGUAUUGUGUAAAGAGGAUUGAGCAGUCUGUAUUGAUGAAUUUAUUUCUAUCGUUGGAUCUGAGUGCCUGGGAUUAAGUCUAGAAAUCUACAUUGUUCGCUGGAUACCAAACUGCAUCAGUUUAGUGCACUAACAGAUAAGCACUCGUAUACACUCAAGAAUAAUAUCCUGUACUGUAUAUUGUAUAAUUUAAGACUCGUUGUUUGUAAGAAAAUUCAAUAUUUUUUCCUUACAAUAGUAAGUUAUUACAUUUAUACGGUUUUAUGUUUUUCGGCAGAGCAGAGUAUUUCCUUUUGUGUUUUGUAUGUCUAAGCAAUGUUAGAUACUGUAGCUGCCGCAAAUUUAGUAGAGAAUAUUGUAAUUUACAUAUAGCUAUUUUAUGUCAUUUAUGACCAUAUUGUAAAUGAGGCAGAUAUUUUAUCCCAAUGUGUUGUACAUGUUUAGUUGUUUUUUUCCCCUCUUAUUUUACUGUUUUAUAUAAUUUGUAACAUUUAUGUCUUCUCAGUGUUUAUAUUAAUCAUUUAUUGUCAGAAUUAAAUAUUUUUAAUUAC